This is a messenger RNA of Liolophura sinensis, 1871 nucleotides long. RefSeq lists its product as uncharacterized. Lineage: Eukaryota; Metazoa; Mollusca; Polyplacophora; Chitonida; Chitonidae. The record is from RefSeq and is a predicted model, not a curated record. The transcript is spliced from 6 exons. Bases 6 to 1661 code for a protein of 551 amino acids.
UUGAGAUGCGUGACAAGCCCCGUCGGAGAAAACGUUCGUUUGUGCGUCGUUUGUUUUCUCACCCAGUCAGCUUUUUACUUAUUCUGGUUCAACCAUUAAUCUGGAUAUCAGCACCGAUUAUUCGCGUACAGUUAACACUUAGCCUGGUCGAGUUCGUAUGUUCAGCCGUGGGUACUGCUGUCUCUCGAGUCCGCGGCCUGUCCUUACCGCGACCUCGACUGCCAUGGCUGUGGGGAUAUCGUAAGCUACCCGGCUCACAGCACAGAGCCGAGGGUAAGAGACUUGAACAGAAGCGGGGUGUGUGCGUCACAAAGCGUAGGCCGUCGGGUAGCGGAAUGGGCGGGUGUUGUCCACGUGGAAGCGCGGAGUCACGUGUGGAAGAAGGAACCGUGAAAUACAACAGCCAGAGAAGUCAGUGUCAAAUUCGGUCUGCUAGUACCAAUGCUGAAGUGGACACUGAAUCGGAGAUUGAACAGCUGGACUCUCGUAAGUGUCUGCAAGAGGGAACAAUCCAACAAUCCAGUGAAAGCCCGAAACCCAAUCGAGCACCUGCUAGUGAACAGAAAGAACUUAACGAAUUACGAAAUUACAACUUGGAACUACCUAGAAGAACAGAGAAACUGGGAAAUGAUAGCGAUGGGUUAAAACGCGAUGUAACAGAUUUACAAGAGGUAGAAAAGCUGAAGGUGGAAAACGAGCGCUUGAAAAAGGAGAUAUGUACUUAUUUUACAAAAAUAAGUGAGGUGCAAAAUAGAUGUGAGCAAUUAGAGAAUCAACAUGCACGGAGUGUAAACGACCUCAACCAAAUUACCACAGAAAAUAAUCAGCUUAAAAAGAAGGUUGGGUUAUUACGGACUAAUGAGGAAAAAAAGGAGUCAGAACUGAGAGCAUGCCAGAAACAGCUGGAGGACAUGACCUGUCGAUUCAGUAAGGCAGUAAGUGACAACCUUCGACUGGGGAACCCAGCUUUAGAGGACCUGAGCACAGCUAACCGGCCUUUGACACUGGCUGAUCGCUACCGGGUUGACCUGUAUGGCGGGGCUUGGUGUGAUGCGCUGUGUGAGCUGACGGACGGUGGAAUUAGCGAGGAGUCUGCUUUACUAAGGCUUUACGACACCGUCACGGACGUUUACAAAUUCAGCUUGACCCACCGACAUCGGCUGUUGACAGCAAAUUUCAAUGAUCUGUUCUUUUCAAAACCGGAUACACAGAAAAAUGUCACCGUUUGUUCUUCCUCGAUAUCAGGCAAUCCGGCAGCUAAGCCUGAUCGAAUGACUGAGCAGACAGUUAUGGAUCUUUUACGGAAAACCUUCAGCCCACAGACGGUCGCAUCCCUCCAACAGCUUUACAAUGUAGCCACACAAAGGCAGCCUGAUCCACAGACGCCACCUAUUAAGGGGGAGAUGAUGGCCGCGUUCACUGCCCUUUCUCUGGAACUCUGCUGGUUGUUUGCUAUUCAGGAACCGCCAAUGGUUUUGUACUUCCAGUUACCUGAGGACAAGAUCGUGGAUCAUAGCCUAUACCAGUUUUACAAGAAAGCAGGAACGCACGCUAGAUGUGUUAUCUGGCCAGCGUUGUUGUUGCACUCUGCAGGAAACGUGUUAUGUAAGGGUGAAGUGCUCGUUAUUGAUGAACCACCUGGAUCAAAUCCAACGGAGUAAUAACCACUACAACUUCUCUUAUGUGACCGUGGUGGGUCCAUCAUCAGUUAAUGCUAAAAUCAUUUUGGCAAAUGUAUUAGUCUUCAUUAGGAACUCGGUAUAGAGACCUUAAGUUUUUCUUCUGCAACUUCAGUGUUUCAUAGGCUAUACAUGAUUGUCACUCCCAACCAUUUAGUCCAUGGCCAUGUACCGUGAUGAAUAAAAUGGUAU